UGGUUGGUUUGUUUAUAAACUUUCGAUUACCUACUUUAGUUGUUUUCAUUAAGUGAAUGUGAAUAGAAAGCUUGUGAUGCAUUGAUUAUAAGUUAUUCCAAAUGCAGCAUCUGUAUUAGAUUUUAUAUUGCACCAAAAUGGAAACGACACCAUUGUUAACAAGACAUAAAAAAUCAUUAUGGUCAAGAUUGAAAUUUUCAAAAUUUCGCAAGAAGGAAUUAAGUUCCAGAGUUAUUUAUGUAGGACAAUUGCCUGAUGAGCAAUUUCCGCCCAAUUACGUUUGCAAUCAAAAAUACAACAUCAUCACAUUCCUCCCGCUGGUUCUAUUUGAACAGUUCAGAUUCUUCUUGAACAUGUACUUUCUAGUGAUGGCAUGUAGCCAGUUCAUACCCAGCAUCCGUAUUGGCUAUUUAUACACAUACUGGGGACCAUUAAGUUUUGUACUUGCGGUCACACUGUUCAGAGAGGCGGUAGAUGAUUUUAGAAGAUAUAGACGUGACAGAGAAGUGAAUCGGCAACGUUACGACCGCAUUGUUCUAGAUUCCUCCAUUGAUGGGUACCGUCCGUUUGCUAUGGAGCAUGUACCAGCUUCGGCCCUCAGGGUUGGUGAUAUAGUAAUGCUGCAUAAAGGUCAAAGGGUGCCAGCAGACAUGAUACUGUUGAGGACGAAUGAGACUAUGGGGACUGUGUUCAUUAGAACAGAUCAAUUAGAUGGUGAAAUUGAUUGGAAAUUAAGAAUACCACUGCCUUCGACGCAAAAACUUCCCACCGACGCGCAUUUACUUGAUAUAAACGCCCAGAUCUUCAUUGAAAAGCCUGAGAAAGACAUACACUCAUUUAUAGGGACGUGUACACGUCUUGACGAAGAGGAGAGUGACUCGCUUGAUAUAGAAAAUACUCUAUGGAGCGGGUGCGUGGUUGCAUCGGGGCAGGCAACAGGAUUAGUUAUAUAUACAGGUAGCGAAACACGUAGUGUAAUGAACAAUGCAACACCUCGCUCAAAAGUCGGUCGACUAGACCUACAGGUCAACAACCUGACGAAGGUUCUAUUUGUAGCUACUAUAUUCACGUCCUUCCUGCUGAUUGUGCUGAAAGGCUUUAAUGGACCCUGGUAUGGGUUCCUCUUCAGAUUUGUACUACUCUUCUCAUACAUUAUACCGAUUAGUUUAAGAGUGAAUCUAGAAGUAGGCAAAGCAUUUUACUCAUGGACAAUACAAAGGGAUAAGAAAAUCGAGGGCACUGUAAUGAGAUCGACCACUAUCCCGGAGGAACUCGGGCGGAUACAAUACUUACUGGCCGACAAAACAGGCACACUGACAAAGAAUGAAAUGGUUUUCCAGAAAUUACAUUUGGGAAAUGCACUGUUCGAUAGUAAUAAUUUUCAUGAGGUGGAAUCGCUACUAACUCAAUACGUGACCAAAGAUUCGUCAUCCCUGCCGAUGUCCCCGUCGACCCCGGGAUGGCCCGGAGUGGUGACCGGGCCCGGCCCCUCCGGCGGGGGCGAGUCCCCGCGGGGGCCGCCGUCUCCGCGGCAGGUGUGGCAGGCCGUGCUCGCUAUAGCACUCUGUCACAACGUCACGCCUGUCUACGAUAUAGGGGAUCAGCAGGCCGAUGAAGCAUCAUCCGACAUGGGCAGCUCCGUGAUGUCUGAGAGCUGCGGGGGCGCUGUGCCGCAGCAGCAGCUGUGUGACUACCAGGCCGCCAGCCCCGACGAGGUGGCGCUCGUCAAGUGGACCGACAUGAUGGGCGUCUCACUGUACAGAAGGGAUCUACACAACAUAUCGUUGAAACUGAGAGCAGCAAACGAAAUAAUGCAGUUCAGUAUUCUACAGAUAUUUCCAUUCACUAGUGAGAGCAAGAUGAUGGGUAUCAUUGUACAGGAGGAAAACACGGACCAGAUAACGUACUACGUGAAGGGCGCGGACGUGGGGCUGGCGCCGCUGGUGCGGGGCGCGUGCGGGUGGCUGGCGCCCGAGUGCGGCCGCCUCGCCGCCGACGGCCUGCGGACCCUGGUCGUCGCCUACAAGACCCUCACCAACAACCAAUAUUUGGAGUUUGAGAGCGAAUAUAAGGAGGCGCGACUGAGCGUGACAAAUCGCAGCGAGCGUACGUCGGCGGCGGUGGCGCGGCUGCAGCGCGGCCUGUCGCUGCUGGCUCUCACGGGCGUCGAGGACCGGCUGGCGGACGAAGUACCGGCCACGCUCGGUAUGCUGCGCAGAGCCGGCGUCAAGGUCUGGAUGCUGACGGGCGAUAAACUGGAGACGGCGCAGUGUAUCGCGUGCUCCCUGCAGCUGGGCGGCGGUGCAGGCGGCUGGGUGCCGGCAGCUCGCUGCUCCUCACGUCGCGAUGUACUGCGGUUGCUACACAUGCUGGAGGCGCGCGACCCUGACCAGACCAACCUCAUCAUUGAGGGCGAAACGCUCGAGGUGUGUCUGCGCACGUACGAGAAGGAAUUCGUGAAGGUGCUGGAGCAGUGUAGUGGCGUGGUAGUAGCGCGGUGCUCGCCCACGCAGAAGGCGGCAGUAGCGCGACUACUACGUGCGCGUGGGCACGUGGUUGCCGCCGUUGGCGACGGUGGAAACGACGUUGCCAUGAUUCAGGAGGCCGAUAUGGGCGUGGGGAUAGAGGGCGCGGAGGGCCGGUCCGCGUCGCUGGCGGGGGACGUGAGCGUGCGUCAGUUCCAGUGGCUGGCGCGGCUGUUGCUGGUGCACGGCCGCCGCGCAUUCACGCGCUCCGCAGCGCUGUGCCUGUUCAUAGUGCACCGCGGCCUCAUCGUCUCCACCAUGCAGGCCGUGUUCUCUGUGGUGUUCUACUUCUCGUCAGUUUCGCUGUACCCCGGGUUCUUGAUGGUGGGAUACGGCACCGUCUACACUAUGCUACCUGUUUUCUCUUUGGUACUGGAUAAAGAUAUAUCAAGUUUAACGGCGCUCAGGUAUCCGCAGCUAUACAAACAACUCACAAAAGGAAGGCAGCUCUCAUACAAGACGUUUUAUAUUUGGACUGGAAUAUCUAUAUAUCAAGGUGGUGUAAUAAUGUAUGGUGCGUUAGUACUAUUCGAGGAUCAGCUUAUUCACAUAGUUGAAAUAAGUUACACAGCGCUGAUAUUGACGGAGCUGAUCAUGGUAGCGCUAACGAUAGUCACUUGGCACCGGCUGAUGGCUGCCGCCGAGCUGGUCAGCCUACUCAUGUACACUGCCACUCUGCUCAUUUUCACUUCUUAUUUCGACGCUGACUUCAUAAGACACUGGGACUUCUGGUGGAAGGUAACUGUCAUCACAUUGGUCUCGUGUUUACCACUGUAUAUAGUUAAGUACAUGCACAGAAAAUGGAGCGCUAGACAGUACAAAAAUAUAAAACCAUGAUGUGUAACAUCAAACAAUGUAGGUUAAUAUUCAAAUGUGAUUCAAAUUUCGUGUCUCGAGAUACAUAUGCCUUUAUAGCACUAUGUUGAUAUUAUUAUUGUCUGAGUAUUGUUUUGUAUAAGUUAUUGUUAUUAUAUAUAUUAACGUCCAGAGAAUAAAUAUUAUUUAGUAUAAUAAAUAGAUGGAGAAUUGAAACUAAUCAGACAGCGAAAUGAAGUCAUAGAACUAUUAUUAAAUAUAUUACUCAUUUUUAUUGCGUUGGGCUAAGGAGUACUUUUCAACUGUGUAUGAUCACAUAAUAUUUAUUAUUUUAUAUAUUAAAUAAGGCUACAUGAAUUUACACCUUAUCACUAGUUUUAAAACGAAUCGUCACAAUAUUUAUUAAUAAUAAGCUUAUUUUAUUUGUAUCUAUCACAAUUCUCCUUUUAAUUACUUCUCGUUUUUGUGGUGAAUAGGAAGAUUCCGUGCAAUCAUUAGGGUACAAAGAAAGUAAUAGCAACUUGCAGGAAGUUAAUUGUUUAAUAAUAUACGAGUAUCAUCGAAAUUAGGGUUUACAGCUAAAACAAUGCCGAAUUGUAAACUUAAAUUUUAGUUUUAAACUAUACCGA
Molecule: messenger RNA, 3970 nt
Organism: Achroia grisella
Lineage: Eukaryota; Metazoa; Arthropoda; Insecta; Lepidoptera; Pyralidae
Product: probable phospholipid-transporting ATPase IIB
Exons: 19
Coding region: 138-3362 (1074 amino acids)
Biological process (GO): retrograde vesicle-mediated transport, Golgi to endoplasmic reticulum; endocytosis; phospholipid translocation
Cellular component (GO): endosome; trans-Golgi network; plasma membrane
Molecular function (GO): ATPase-coupled intramembrane lipid carrier activity; ATP binding; ATP hydrolysis activity
Source: RefSeq, a predicted model, not a curated record